Molecule: messenger RNA, 1344 nt
Organism: Peronospora belbahrii
Lineage: Eukaryota; Oomycota; Peronosporomycetes; Peronosporales; Peronosporaceae
Source: the annotation of a GenBank genome assembly
AUGACGCGGCGAAUUCUCAUCGCGAUAGCAGCUCUAAGCUCGACUACGGCUUCAAUGACCUCUGGAACUCCAUUGGUCUCAUCUCUAGACGCUUCAUACGUUGUUCAACUUCAUGGAACUCGUGACAUUUUCUCUCAUCCAAAAGACGUUGCUCUUAUGCGGUCUCAGUUCAUGACAACCACGUCUGGUCAAACGUUCGAGUGUUUUCUACCACCUCUUCCUCAUUUUACUCAUGAAACAGAAGAGAUUGAGACAUUUAAUCCAGUAUUUACAAAAGAGAAUGAAGAGAAACAUUAUGCAGAUGAUUUCUUGGCAAAAGGACGAGCUGCAGCAGAGAGAAUGCGGUCGGAAUGUAUUUACUACACAGACAGUACGAACACGCGGCUCUAUGAGAUCUGUGUGGGCGUUAUGAUUCGUCGCUUGAGUGUUUAUGAAGAGAAAGAGCAAGUUGAAGCGACCGGAACAAUGUCGAAAACAAAUACAGCAGAAAUAGCUCGACAUGAAGUGGAAGAACUGGGCGUUUUUGUGACAGACACGAGUCGCUCUGCUCUCACGUACGACGAGUUUAUCAUUUCAGAGAUGCAGGACCGAGUCAAGAAUCAUCUCAAUCCGUUGUUUACGCAGAAUUAUGGCAAUGAGAAUCAAGAUAUUCAGGUGCAGUUUAUCUGUAUAGCUACUGCACAAAAUGACGAAGUGUCGGCUAUAAAAUGGCGAGAACAUUCGACAAUGGACAGUUGGCGUGAUAUCGCCGCGUUUUUAGUUGGUUCGCAAAAAUUUUGCGACUUACAAGACUCGGAAGCAGAUAGUAACGAUUUGGUUGCUGUGCGCUCGUUGCUACAGCCACUGGAGGACGCACACACGUGCAUAACUCGGAAUGAAGGCUGGUGGACAUAUGAGUUUUGCUUUGGACGCUCGUUGAGACAGUAUCAUCGUGACAGCGAUGGUCGUAUUACGGCCGAGUUUUCUCUGGGUACGUUUGAUGAAGAAGGUAAUCGCGAGUUGGAACGUUUGGGCUCGGCAUUGGUCUCGGAGCACAUUGAUGCAACUCAUGACGUGUCACGUCCUGCGUACUUGGAGUUAUACGAUCACGGGACCUUUUGCAAAGAAUUUGCGCAUCACGCACCGCGAAAGGCAAAGGUGUUUUAUUAUUGCAGUCAAGGUGGUACGAGUCACCAUAUUCUGAUGGUCAAAGAGACGCAGACGUGUAUGUAUACGGUCAAAGUGUCUUCCCCAGUGUUAUGCGACCACCCGCACUUCCUCAACGAUGAGCAGACAAGCAAUCCAGCCGCCGAGAUAUUGCACUGCAUCCCGGUGACAGAGACUGCUGUUACCGUGACGGAGUAG